CAGCAGGCGCUACGCAGGAAACUGGGUGUGCGCUGCUUAGAGGGUUUGGUAGCUCUAGGAAAAGGAAACAGAGCUGGAUAAUAAUCUUCCGGUACAGUAAUAACAAUACGGGGACACGACUCCCGGGCUGGUCUCAGAUCACCUGCCGAUUGGUGGAACGGCGGGACUUUGGGCAGGUCUGCUGAAACCGGGCUACCGGGACCGGUGUAUCACGUGACAGUGCCUGCUGGAUUAUGGUGACCGGAACUCGGCGGCGGCGGCUCCUGUGACCAGCGUCUAUAACUGCACAAGAUGUCUAUUCAGUACUCCGUGGAGGAGCCGCUGUCCGGCAGCUACGGGGUUGCCGACUCUUUCCCCAAGGACUUUGGCUAUGGGGCUGAUGAGUCCGAAAUGGACGAGACUUCGACGUCGUCAGAUAGCAAGCCCCGGAUCCUUCUCAUGGGCAUGAGACGCAGCGGCAAGUCCUCCAUCCAGAAGGUUGUGUUCCACAAGAUGUCUCCUAAUGAAACUUUGUUCUUGGAAAGCACCAACAAGAUUUACAAGGAUGAUAUCUCCAAUAGUUCUUUUGUCAACUUUCAAAUAUGGGACUUUCCAGGACAAGUGGAUUUCUUUGACCCGACAUUUGACUAUGAGAUGAUUUUUAGAGGGACAGGAGCAUUAAUUUAUGUCAUCGAUGCCCAGGAUGAUUAUAUGGAAGCCCUAGCAAGACUUCAUGUCACAGUCACCAAGGCCUAUAAAGCAAAUCCGGACAUGAAUUUUGAAGUUUUCAUACACAAAGUAGAUGGUUUGUCUGAUGACCACAAGAUCGAAACACAGAGAGAUAUUCACCAGAGAGCCAAUGACGACCUGGCUGAUGUUGGUCUGGAAAAGCUCCAUUUAAGCUUCUACUUGACAAGUAUUUAUGACCAUUCAAUAUUUGAAGCUUUCAGUAAAGUUGUGCAGAAACUUAUUCCACAAUUGCCAACACUAGAAAACUUACUAAACAUUUUUAUAUCUAAUUCUGGCAUUGAAAAAGCUUUCUUAUUUGAUGUGGUCAGCAAAAUCUAUAUUGCAACAGACAGUUCUCCUGUAGACAUGCAGUCCUACGAGCUGUGCUGUGAUAUGAUCGAUGUUGUAAUAGAUGUGUCUUGUAUAUACAGCUUGCAUGCGGAGUGUAAUGGGACUGCAUACGACAAGGAGUCCAUGGCGAUUAUCAAGCUCAACAACACAACUGUUCUCUAUUUAAAAGAAGUUACAAAAUUCCUGUCACUUGUUUGUAUUCUUAGGGAAGAAAGCUUUGAGAGAAAAGGAUUAAUAGACUACAAUUUUCACUGCUUUCGAAAAGCCAUUCACGAGGUAUUUGAGGUGGGGGCUUCCACCCAUAGGACCUUCAGCCAUCAAGCCAGCAGUCCAAAUCUUAAUGCAGUGACUCACAAUGGCACGCCUGCAAACGCUGUCUGAGUAUAACCUUGUGGACAUUGCAACAAGUAGCCCAAGUGCACUGCCCGCCACAUGGAGCUGUGUCACUUGUGAAAAGGCCAGUGCAAGAAAUACAGGGUACUACAGACAGAAGAAACCUUGUGGAUUUCCAUGCUCUGCUGUUCACCAUCCUUUUAAGUGUCUGAUCAUAGUGACAUGUUUGCGUUCCUGUCAUGAUUCAACUGAUUUACAUAUGAAAUGGAUCAUUUUUGGUUUGGAUUUCUUUUUCUUCUGGUAAAACAGUGUAUGCAUGUGAAAAGCCGCAUGUCAUCUUACCUGGUUCAUUAUUAUUAUUAUUUUUUUUUUAUAAAUGCUGACUUUACUGCAACUCUUUUACCAUUUAUGUCAAACUUGGGAAUCACAAAAUACACACCUACUUGGGGGUUGUUUCGUUCACACAACACAACCUCGAAAACUGAAAACAUUCCAGAAGGGGGCGCACUACUGCUCUGUCUGAGAACUAGACUGGCACGUGUCAAGUGAUUCCUCAUCUUGUAAUGUUUGCAAAUCCUAAGGACCUUCUGAAGAAACGCAGAUAACCGGCGAACGGCACCUUUGCUUCUUGGAGGCAAUUGGAAAUAAUACACGGGAAUAUAUCAGUAGCUUUCACUGUAUUACUCUUAGUCAAGUGCACACCUCUAUACACAGAUUCUCUUUUAAACUUGCAGUCCUUCGGCUUAAUUCCAAAUGCCUUUUUUUAAAGGGCUGGUGCCUAUAAAUAAAUAUAUAUAUAUAUUGUAUGUGUUUUUUGUUUAUUUUGUUUUUUUUUUAGAUUUUGUUGUGAAAUAAACUGCACAGUAAGCUAAGGGUGCCAUAUUGGUUAUGCAUUUUGCAGUAUAUUGAAGACUUGUUUAUUAUUUACAAUAUGAAAUGUUGCUUUCUGUGAUUUAAAAAUGUAUAAAAAGGUGGAAGCGGAUUCUAUUAAGAGAGCUGCUAAUAAUAACCGUACCGAUCCUUCAACUACAUGGAGAUCCUUAGGUCAUUGGUAAGAGCCAGAAGAGUGGCUUGCGGACUGACCAGAGUCCUUUGCCCCUUGGGUGGCGGUGCACAACGUCGGAGAUGAAUAAUAAGAGGCAGAUUGGUUGUUAAAAGGUUACAUUAGACUAGUGUUUUCCAAGCAGGGUGCCUCCAGCUGCUGCAAAACUACAACUCCCAGCAUGCCCGGACAGCCGAAGGCUGUCCGGGCAUGCUGGGAGUUGUAGUUUUGCAACAGCUGAAGACGCACAUUAGACCACUUAUCCCUAGCAACCAGUCUAUCAGACAAGUCGGCUCUGAAAGCACAGCGGGAAAAGGCAUCCUGGUAGAAAUCAAGACUAUACCAUUCCUCAUCUUCAAUUGUAAUAAUAAUUUUCUAAAAUAUUUGAUUUUUUUAUUGAAAAAUUCAACAAAUGGGUAGAACAGUCUGUGGGUUACCCCAAUAUGGGUUGCUUUUUUUUUUUUUUAUUUUUUUUUUAUUUUUUUUAAGCUAUGGUAUUAUAUCACCUCUAGGUUAUCUGUUGUUUCCGUACUGAUGAAUUGUGUAUGGUGUAUGGGACUCAUGCUGUAAAUGUCUCUCUAAGAAUAUGGCUUAUCCUUCCUGUACCGUCGCUGGUUAAGACUAACCCUUGUUCAGUAACACUACUUUUCCACUAACUACAAAUCAGAUGAUCUACACGUGUUAUAGAUGUGGCAGUUGUUGCAGUUUAUAUUGCGGAUACAUUUUUUUUUUUAUUCUGCUUUCUUCAAUCCACUGGUGUAUUUUAGUAUGGUGGUUAUUCCAUGACGUCGCACCUUCUUGCUGUACCAAAGGCCCUUUUCUUGCUGGAUUCUUAUGUAACAAAGUGCCACUGUAACUUGUCUGUAUGGUUGACUAGAGUGCAUUCUGCAAAUGAUCAGUGAUCCAAGGAAUCGUAAUAUGGACCGGAAUGAAAGUCAACAGAAAAUAUGUGGGGGAAAAAAACUUAUAUAUUUAUAUUUCCUUUUUAAUGAUGUGUAACAAGGGUAAUCGAUAAGCAAACCUUUUUACUCAUGGCAGAGUUUCGUAUUCCAUGAUGGCGUUCAACCUGUACCCCUCUAAGCAGGACAGCUACAGAAAGUGGUCACUUUUAAAGGUCAGGUAUUCACUUUGCCUUGUUUUUCUACCAGUACAACAUGGACAUAUGGCACCUCUGAUGGUUGUGACUCACCUAAAGGGACACUAUCAUUUAUAUAUAUUUUUUUUCAAAUCAUGAUCUGUAAUUGAUAUUAAAUAAAAUAAAACUUGAAAUGGA
This is a messenger RNA of Hyla sarda, 3707 nucleotides long. It is a transcript of the gene RRAGC, whose product is annotated as Ras related GTP binding C. Gene Ontology annotation, molecular function: GTPase activity; GTP binding. The transcript has 7 exons. Gene Ontology annotation, cellular component: Gtr1-Gtr2 GTPase complex; lysosome; nucleus. The record is from RefSeq and is a predicted model, not a curated record. Gene Ontology annotation, biological process: cellular response to amino acid stimulus; cellular response to starvation; positive regulation of TOR signaling. Bases 292 to 1440 code for a protein of 382 amino acids. Lineage: Eukaryota; Metazoa; Chordata; Amphibia; Anura; Hylidae.